AUGGCGCCCGCCUCACCUGUGCUUCACUCGACUGACCAAGAAAAUACCUCCAUCAUCUAUGCCGUGCUACCACCGCUGAUCAAGAAGUCGAUGCCCAGAGUGCCAUCUUUGCGCCGUUCGCUGUCGGGCUAUAACCGUGCAGCUGCAUUAGUCGGUCACGUUCGAGCCUUGAGCACAGAGACCCCAAGACCUGGCUCAGCAACUCCUCCUCCACCCUACCAAGAACCUAUCGCUUCUCUGACCUCUGUUCUGUCUGAUGUUGACUUCCAAGAAACUCCGCCGACGUCACCCACAUCUCUACCUGCCGAUACUGCCAUUUUCGUCAGCGACGAACGAGCAGGUAUACGAUGGGAGUUUGCACGUCAAGGCCAAAGUCUUCUUCAAGGCUCGUCAUGUCUUUCUUCAAAUUCCGACUUCAGUCGCCAAUUGUACAUUGACGGCGUCAGUUACCUUCUCCGAGGUCUGCCACAGAACCUCUCGUCUGAAGAGACAAUACGCCUUCAAGCUGCCAUGCCGUCUGAGAUGAUGCUACCGCAGCAGCCUGUGGACAGAGUCAUAGUACGGGAUCAGGCCAAUGACAACCAGGUCACGCAACAAGAAGAGGACCCAACGCUACUCCAUCGUGUAGUGGCAAUGAUAGUGCUUCAAGUCUUCCUUCUCUUGUCGUUUCUCUGGCCUUACGUCCAGACGACGUGCCGAGGUGUAUACCAGUAUGAACGAGAACACCAUAUCUCGGAAAAACUACUGAACCAAUCCUGGACGACUGCAAACGUAUUGAGCAAGAACACCAUGGCCAUCGCCAAAACUGUGUGUAGCUGGAACGACGGCCAGGUCGGUAUCGCAUUAGAAGACAUGGUAUUUUGGUGGAUUCAUGGUGUUACUGGCGGUUUGCGAGACGGGGUCAGGGAUGGGAUGGAAGUGUUUGGCGUCAAGGGCAUAGACCGCCGCCAAAGGAGACACUCUAGAGCUUGA
Aureobasidium melanogenum CBS 110374 is the source of this 972-nucleotide messenger RNA. RefSeq lists its product as uncharacterized. The record is from RefSeq and is a predicted model, not a curated record. NCBI's taxonomy places the organism in Eukaryota, Fungi, Ascomycota, Dothideomycetes, Dothideales, Saccotheciaceae. Bases 1 to 972 code for a protein of 323 amino acids. The transcript has 2 exons.